CCCACACUCCUUUUAGUGAUUGUUCUUUCUUAUUCAUAGUCAAUGCGUGCCUCUGCUCUUUCACUGGUCAAUUUGACUGUUCGCAAUUCGCUAUAUAUACGGCCAGCCCUUCGCAGGUUCCCUAUUCAGCGGCGCGGCUUCACCGAUAGCAACCUGCCCUAUCGAGCUCUUUCCAAGACAACGACAACAUUAUCUUCCAACCGGCCACAACUUUCAAUUGCCAGCAAUAUAAUCAAAGCUACCUCGGCCAGACACUGCUCCUACCGACGUCACGAAAUGUGCAAACUACACGGAGAAAGCGCUGUGGGAAGUGUUGUGGACGUUACACAGGGAAGAGAGAUCUUGCCCGCGAAUGUUAUCCCAAGACACUACCAUUUGACACUCGAGCCAAACUUCAAGGACUUCACCUAUGAGGGGCAUGUCAUUAUCGACUUGGACGUCGCGGAGGACACCACCUCUGUUUCGCUCAACACCUUGGAGCUGAAUAUCAAGAGCACCAAGGUGAUCUCUGGGGACCAGACGAUUACGUCAUCCCCCGAACUAUCAUACAAUGAAUCGACACAGACGACCAAGGUUGCGUUCAAAGAGGUGAUCCCAGCUGGUAGCAAGGCACAGCUCGAGAUGACCUUCACGGGCGAGCUUAACGACAAGAUGGCUGGUUUCUACAGAUCAUCAUACAAGAACAAGGAUGGAUCGACUGGCAUACUCGCAACGUCUCAAAUGGAGCCCACGGACGCCCGGAGGGCCUUCCCAUGUUUCGACGAGCCAGCGCUGAAGGCUGCCUUCACCAUUACGCUUAUGGCGGACAAGAACCUUACCUGCCUGAGCAACAUGGAUGUUGCCUCGGAGAAAGAGGUAACGUCGGAGAUUACGAAGACUACCAAGAAGGCUGUCACCUUCAACAAGUCGCCAUUAAUGUCCACAUACCUAUUGGCGUUCAUCGUUGGAGAGCUGAACUAUAUCGAGACCGACAAGUUCAGACUGCCAGUUCGUGUCUACGCUCCCCCUAACCAGGAUAUCGAGCACGGCCGCUUCUCCUUGGAGCUUGCUGCCCGCACUCUGGAGUUCUACGAGAAGACAUUCGACAGCGAAUUCCCACUGCCAAAGAUGGAUAUGGUUGCCAUUCCAGAUUUCGCUGCUGGUGCUAUGGAGAACUGGGGUCUCAUCACCUACCGUGUCGUCGAUGUGAUGUUUGACGAGAAGACCAGCGGUGCUGCCACCAAGGAGCGUGUUGCGGAGGUUGUCCAGCACGAGCUUGCCCACCAGUGGUUCGGAAACCUGGUUACCAUGGACUUCUGGGACGGACUAUGGCUUAACGAGGGAUUUGCUACCUGGAUGUCGUGGUACUCGUGCAACAUCUUCUUCCCAGAGUGGAAGGUGUGGCAAGGAUAUGUUACCGACAACCUUCAAAGCGCCCUUGGUCUCGAUUCUCUGCGUAGCAGUCAUCCUAUCGAGGUCCCUGUCAAGCGCGCUGAUGAGGUUAACCAGAUCUUCGAUGCUAUUUCGUACUCGAAGGGUUCUUGCGUUCUGCGCAUGAUUUCUACUUACCUUGGUGAGGACGUAUUCAUGGCGGGCAUCAGACUUUACCUCAAAGAGCACGCCUAUGGCAACACUCAAACUGGUGACUUGUGGGCUGCGUUGAGCACUGCCAGCGGCAAGGAUGUCCGGAAGGUCAUGGACAUUUGGACCAAGAAUGUUGGAUACCCUGUUAUCACCGUGACCGAGAAUGACGACAAGAGCAUUCACGUCAAGCAGAACCGCUUCCUUCGCACAGCUGAUGUGAAGCCAGAGGAGGACCAGAUCCUCUACCCUGUCUUCCUCAGCCUUCGCACCAAGAAUGGCAUUGAUGAGACUCUGACCCUCACUGAGCGCGAGAAGUCUUUCCCCCUUGCUAGCAACGAUUUCUUCAAGCUUAACGCCGACCACACCAACAUUUACCGCACAUCUUACACGCCAGAGCGCCUUAAGAAGCUCGGUGAGGCUGCCAAGGGUGGUCUCCUGACCGUCGAGGACCGUGCUGGCAUGAUCGCAGAUGCUGGUGCACUUGCGACAUCCGGAUACCAGAAGACUUCGGGUGUCCUGAACUUGCUUAAGGGCUUUAACAGCGAAACCGAGUUUGUUGUAUGGAAUGAAAUCAUCACCAGACUUGCUGCUAUCCAAGGCGCAUGGGUCUUUGAAGACCCGAAGGUCAAGGAGUCGAUCGAAGCCUUCACCAGAGAGCUCGUGAGCGAGAAGGCCCACAAGGCCGGCUGGGAAUUCAAGGAGUCUGAUGGCCACAUUGAGCAGCAGUUCAAGGCCAUGCUCUUUGGUAGUGCUGGUCUUGCCGGCGACAAGGUUAUCAUUGACGCCGCAAAGGACAUGUUUGCCAAGUUCUCCAAGGGUGACCACUCUGCCAUCCACCCCAACAUUCGUGGUAGUGUCUUCGCCAUGGCCCUGAAAUACGGCGGUGCCGAGGAGUACGACACCAUCCUCGGCGUCUACCGCAACUCGGUCAACACUGACGAGCGCAACACCGCCCUCCGCUCUCUCGGCCGCGCCAAGAACCCCGAGCUCAUCCAGCGCUCCCUCGCGCUAUCCAUCAGCGACGAGGUCAAGGAGCAGGAUAUAUACAUGCCCAUCAGCGCGCUCCGCACCCACCCCGACGGCAUCAACGCGCUGUUCGAAUGGAUGACUGUGAACUGGGACGAGCUGGCCCGCCGCCUCCCGGCAGGCCUCUCCAUGCUCGGCUCCAUGGUCUCGAUCUGCACAUCCAGCUUCACGAGCCUGGAGCAGAUGACGAAGGUUGAGGCGUUCUUCGCGGAGAGGAGCACCAAGGGCUUUGCUAUGGGAUUGGCGCAGAGCUUGGACUCUAUCCAUGCUAAGAGCAGCUGGUUGGAGAGGGAUCGCGAGGAUGUCGCGAAGUGGGUUAAGGAGAAUGGGUAUACCGCUCCUAUUGUGAAGAGCGAGCUUUAAAUUCGGGUAGAUCUUUGGGAUGCUCUAUAUGGGAGAGGAGUCUGGGAAGCGGCGUCAGGGUGAACUACUAUAAGGAAGGUCAUGUUUGGCAUAGAUGCGGUGGAUUUACCCAAGCCGUUUUAGCUGGUAUUUAUUAUAAUGGGAAUCUUCUCUCUGGUGAUCGGGUGG
Pseudogymnoascus destructans is the source of this 3120-nucleotide messenger RNA. RefSeq names its product Aminopeptidase 2 mitochondrial (gene APE2). Gene Ontology annotation, cellular component: cytoplasm. The record is from RefSeq and is a predicted model, not a curated record. Gene Ontology annotation, molecular function: zinc ion binding; metalloaminopeptidase activity; peptide binding. Bases 43 to 2952 code for a protein of 969 amino acids. Lineage: Eukaryota; Fungi; Ascomycota; Leotiomycetes; Thelebolales; Thelebolaceae. Gene Ontology annotation, biological process: proteolysis; peptide catabolic process. The transcript has 4 exons.